Messenger RNA from Trichophyton benhamiae CBS 112371, 357 nucleotides. RefSeq lists its product as uncharacterized. The coding region runs from base 1 to 357 and encodes 118 amino acids. The record is from RefSeq and is a predicted model, not a curated record. The transcript has 2 exons. Lineage: Eukaryota; Fungi; Ascomycota; Eurotiomycetes; Onygenales; Arthrodermataceae.
AUGGAAUGUCUUGACCAAUGCAAAAUUGAAGAAGAUGGCCGUUUGACGAAGGCGUUUACCGCGAACAGAGCAGCGAUCGAGAGAGAAGGCCCGUUGGCAAGGGAAAACACGACAAAAACGAGGGAAGUGAAGGAGAACAAGAACGAGACCAGAAAGCAAAACGAAGAAGAAGAAGAAGAAGAAGAAGAAGAGGAAGAGAGAGAGCGAGGAAGGCCAACCGUCGCGCAGUUCAGGAAGAAGAUCUCAAACAAGCCAUCGCAUCGUCAGGCAGCUGGAAAGCGACGAAAGAGCAAAAAGUGGAAAAAAGGAGGAGGCGGACGGGCAAGGGAGCGCCAGCCAAUCAGCAUGCAGAAUUGA